AUGCGUCCAUUCAAGAAAGUUUCUAAGUCCAAACAGAAGCAACAUGGGCUCGCAGAUGAGUCACCUAUUGAGGCUAGCGGUGGCAUUCGUAUUGAUACAAGAACUAGAAGUCAAAAUUGGAGCAACAUUUUGGAUGCACAAUUGUUGGGGCUUAUGAGAGAUGAACAUACAUUUGGUAACUGCGUAAAUGGGUCAUUCACUCCGAUUGCGUGGAAGCGGAUGGUAAAUGAUUUCAACAGUCGAAACAAUAUGAACCUAACAAAGACACAAUUGAAGAAUCGAUUUAAAGUGUUAAAAAAAAUUUUCAAUUUGUACCAUUCUCUUGCCAACAAGAGCGGGUGGGGAUGGAACUCUGACUUGCACAUUCCCACACCUGGUGACGCAAGAAUCUGGGAUUCUGUAAUAGCGGAGAAUCCGGCGUACGCCAGGUGUAGGGAUAAGCCCUUUCCCGCCUACGAUGACAUGGAAUUUCUUACCCAAAAUACAACUGCGACAGGAAGAUAUGCAUUUACAAGUGCUGUGGAGCUUCCCCCUAUAAUUGAAAGCUCCUCUGGGUCAUCCCCUGGUGAGGAUGAUACUAUUGCUGGCAUUGGAAUGUCAGCUUGUAAUCUCUCAUCGGACCCAUUCGAAGCAGGGGGAUCUGGCUCUGGUAGUAAAAGAGCUCGUUCUCCAGAGCGUAGCAAUAAGCAAGCACAAACGGUAUCUACAUCUGGGGGACGAAAAAAGAAAGUAGAUGCCCGGACUUCUGCUUUCCUUGACAUCGCGGAGCAGGGUAAGGAAAAGCUUGGUUGGGUGCGGCAACUAUGUCAGCUAGAGCUGAGCAAGAGCACUGAUAUGCCAUCGCAGAACCAAUGCAUGCAACGAGUGUAUGGGAUGACGGGAUUAAGUAAUGAUGAUAUCUUAGUUCUCUGUGAUGCGUUUAAGAAAGAGAAGAAUCGCAAUGCUUUCAUGUCAUUGAAUGACAAGCAUGCAAGAAAGUGGGUUGAGCGAGAAAUUGCGCAACAAAAUCUUAUCUAUAGGCCGUCAUUUCCUAGGAUUUAG
Messenger RNA from Ananas comosus (pineapple), 1041 nucleotides. RefSeq lists its product as uncharacterized. Lineage: Eukaryota; Viridiplantae; Streptophyta; Magnoliopsida; Poales; Bromeliaceae. The transcript has 3 exons. Bases 1 to 1041 code for a protein of 346 amino acids. The record is from RefSeq and is a predicted model, not a curated record.